UGAUGAAUCUUUAUGACGUUGAAGAAAAUCGAGCCAUAAUAAUUCCCAGAGACGUAAUAGAAGCCAAUUCAGCUGUAAAAAAGUGCAUCAUUGACAAAGGCUCCCCUGUAUUUAGGACUAGACUGUGAAUGGAAGAGCAAAUUUGCUAGUUGUCCUGUAGCAUUAAUCCAAAUUGCUACAGAAGAACAAUCAAUCUUGUUUCAAAUAUGUAGGUUUGAGAGCAAACAUAGGCUCCCCAAACUGUUAUCUUCAAUCCUUCUGGAUGAAAGAAUUACUAAGGUUGGAGUUGGUAUUGAGGAAGAUGUUAGAAGAAUUCUACUUCAGUUUCAAAUUCCUGUUAGGGGCUGGUUAGAUUUGAGAUGCCUUGCUGUUCGAAAAGACUUUUUCUCGUUAUUUCUGGUUCAACAAUUUCAAAACUUCGAAUUAAAAUUGUCACAUGAUGCUCCUCUUACCGACUCAAUUGUUAAGGGUAGACGAAGCAGUUUCAUGCCGAAGUUAGGCCUUGAAAAGUUGGUUGCAGAUAUUUUGCAUCGGAGCCUGCCUAAGCUAUUUAAAAUACAAGUGUUAGGUAAUUGGGAAGCAUUUGAACUAUCCCAGGAUAUGAAGAUUUAUGCUGCAGCAGAUGCUGCUGCUUCAUUAGACAUAUUCCUCGGGCUUGAUGAAGCCAGACAUUGUACUUUGGUGAAUACCAAUUACAAUCUCAGAUGGCUUUCAGUUCCUUCAAACGAUCUCACUUGGAGAUUGGUCAUUGAAAUGCCUUAUAUUGACGGAGAUGUCCGACAAUCAUGUCUUGACAUUAUCUCCCAUAAGGUUCUGCGUCAGUGGAGACCAAUUUUAGCUGAUCACUACAAACGUUAUCCUAGUAAAAAGGUUAAAAGGUCCAAAAAAUCUCACGAUCGCAUUUCAGUUUCACCUAGUCCACUUGAAAAAGCUUUGAAUAACCAAAUUCCGAACUAUUUACAAGAUUCACAACUUCACAAGGAAGCUAAUAGUACUCAUCCAAGUUCAUCAUACCAUCGUUUACAGCUCGCAAAGACCAUGCAGCCAGGGUUCCUCCAAGACGUUAGCUUUGUUCCCCACAACUACCAGCAAGAUUCCCCCAGAUAUUUACCACAACCACCGUCAAGUGUUACAAUUAACCUAAACUACAGACCUCCUUGUCACAAAAAGGUUAAAAUGUCUCACAAACUUAGCACAGCCCGAUCACGUAACGUUGCUCUGACUAGAACGAUUUAUAUCGAUUCACAUGAUGCACACCUUCACAAGGAAGCUAAUGGUUCUCACCCUGGUUCGUCAGACCCUCAUUUACAAUUGAGAGGGCCAGCCGAGAUUAUGCAGCCAAAUUUAUACCAAGACGUAAGCUUUGUUCCCCACAGUUACCAGCAACCGUACCCUACAUUUGGACUACCACCUCCACCACCAGGCGUUCCUAUGAGCCAAUACCACCGAGACAAUGUCAUGUUCCAUCCCCAGUUCGGAUUGCCAGGACUCCCUCAGCCUCAAUUUCUAGUUCAGAUGCCACCAGAGAUUAGCUUCACUCCUCAUUCAUACACUUAAAACACUAGUUCAUGGACCAGGUGCAGGAAAGUGCACCAGAUUGGGUAUAAUUUCAAUGGUUCAGGAAGAAAAUACCAAGGAAUACUCACUUAAUAGAGUUGAUUGUUCUCACCGAAAUCCUACAACCCUCAAUUAUACCUCAUUCUGAGCGGGGGGACCAUGCACUUAGUAGUUAGUACUGGACGUGACGUUUGGGUGCAGGUGGUGGGUCAUAUUUUCGACGUCAUGUCCACAACUUAGUACCUGAUCGUCCCUGUUCUGAAGGCAAAUCGUUACUUUCGUUUUCUGUCCCCAUGUAAAAGGGAUUUUUGAUCAUUUCAUUCUGUGUCAAAUUUAUGACAGAACUUUGUUUUUUAACUGUAUACUGUAUAAUGUAUUUAAUGUAUAGUAUAGAAUGAAUUUAGACACGAAGGGUGUAUACUGUAUAGUGUAUUAUGUAUAUAUAUAAACCUUAUUUGCAAAAUUCUAUUUAUUCGCAGUGAUGCACUAUUCCCAUUCGUUAUUUAUCACUUUGAUUAAUGUCUGAUGUAUGAUUUUUAUGAUUUUCUGUAAUUUCUAGUUAUGUUUUUCAGUCAAAGCCUAUUAUCUGACGUUAUUUGAGGGACUUACUCUGGUAUAAAACCCUAUAAAAAGAUUUAAAUUGUUGUUUUGGAAUUGUACAUAGCAUUACAAAAUUAUAUUGUAUGAUAAGCUUUUUUUUACGGUUUG
This is a messenger RNA of Bolinopsis microptera, 2265 nucleotides long. RefSeq lists its product as uncharacterized. Lineage: Eukaryota; Metazoa; Ctenophora; Tentaculata; Lobata; Bolinopsidae. Gene Ontology annotation, molecular function: nucleic acid binding. The coding region runs from base 487 to 1557 and encodes 356 amino acids. The transcript has a single exon. The record is from RefSeq and is a predicted model, not a curated record.